Molecule: messenger RNA, 2072 nt
Organism: Glycine soja
Lineage: Eukaryota; Viridiplantae; Streptophyta; Magnoliopsida; Fabales; Fabaceae
Product: protein BREVIS RADIX-like
Exons: 6
Coding region: 539-1588 (349 amino acids)
Source: RefSeq, a predicted model, not a curated record
UUCAAGGGAAUAAGGGGUGUGUCAGAAACUUCAGCAUGGAGACACUUUGGGUCUUUUUUUUUUUCGAAUAUGUGUGCGAUAAAGCAAAGCAGAUAGUAGUAGUAAGCCAUUCCUUGCCCCAUUUUGUUUUCUUCUUUCUCUACUUUUAAUUAUGGACCCAAUUUUUAUUUAUUUUUUCUUCUUUUGAGAUUUUGAGAUCCCUUUCGAUCUUGCUCUGAUCCCGAGUCUCGUUCUCUCAAGACACCGCUUUUCCUUUUUCUCUCUUUUGCUCCAUACGACCAUUCUGUUUCCCCCACGAAAGAUAUCAUUUGUUAGACCAGCAAAACUGCAAAAUUCCCUUUUCCUUUUUCAUUUUGCAUUCAAUUUUUUUGUUGUUGUUUUUUUGCAUCCUCACUUGUUGGUGCAAUUGGGUCUUGAUUUUUCAAUUUGGUGCUUUCAUUGGCCUUGCUUGAGACUGAUAGGCAUUCCUCUGUUCCAUUCAGUGAAAGUGAUUGCCUCAAACAUCUUUUACAUUAUAAGGAGUAAGUAAAAAAGAAAGAUGUUUACGUGCAUAGCGUGUACGAAGACGGAUGAUAAGGAUGAAGAAGGAGGAUCUCGUGAGAGUGGCACGCCGAGUACAAAAGAAGCCGUCAAAAGCCUGACCACGCAGAUAAAGGAUAUGGCACUGAAGUUUUCAGGUGCAUACAAGCAAUGCAAACCAUGCACAGGGUCCAGUAGCUACAAAAAAGGACAUAGGCCAUAUCCAGAUUUUGAUACCAUCUCAGAAGGGGUUCCAUACCCUUAUAUUGGAGGUGCAAGCUCAAGUUCAACCCCUGCAUGGGACUUCACAACCUCUCACUACCCUGGUGGAAGAUCUGACCCUAGAUUUGCUGGGGCAUAUGGCGGUGACCGCACCCCGAGAGGACGUGACUCAUCAUCAGUUUGUGAUGUAGUCUUAGAGGAUGAGGAUGAGCCUAAGGAGUGGAUGGCACAGGUGGAGCCAGGGGUUCACAUUACCUUUGUGUCUCUUCCUAACGGAGGAAAUGAUCUUAAGAGAAUUCGCUUCAGCCGAGAGAUGUUUAAUAAAUGGCAAGCUCAAAGAUGGUGGGGUGAGAAUUACGACAGAAUCAUGGAACUUUACAACGUCCAGAGAUUUAAUAAACAAGCUCUUAACACUCCUCCAAGGUCUGAGGAUGAGCAAAGAGAUUCUUCUUACUCAAGAUUGACAUCUGCAAGGGAAAGCCCCAUGGCCUCAAACAAGGAUUGGACGCCGAGGAGUCACUAUAAGCCCUCUGGGAGCAGAGGAUAUUACCCGUCCGAACCGUUGGAUCACGGUGGAGGCAGUGGCCAAUACCAUGCAGGGCCAUCUAUGGAACCAGCAAGGGAUACCACUGCUUCUAGAGAUGAGCCUUCUAUCAGCAAUGCCAGUGAAAUGGAGACAGAAUGGGUAGAACAAGACGAGCCUGGAGUUUACAUUACAAUCAGGCAGUUAGCUGAUGGAACUAGGGAGCUUAGACGUGUCAGAUUCAGCCGGGAAAGAUUUGGGGAGGUGAAUGCAAAAACUUGGUGGGAAGAGAACAGAGAGAGAAUCCAAGCUCAAUAUCUUUGAACUUCGAAGUCAAAUUUUCCUAACAAAAAUUGGAUCUCCUAAACUGGUGGAAUCCCCAAAAUUUUGUUUCCUAGAGAAUGUAAUGGUAUGACUCCAGAUUAAGGAGUGGAGUCAGUUCCUAUACAGAAAAAAAAAAAAAAAAAGCUGGACUUUUCCCACCAUCGGUUAUGGUCUCUGGUGUUAAAUUGACACUGUCACAUACAAGAUAGUGUGCAAAUCAGGGAUUUAAUAGUUUUGUGGUGACUCCAUUCAUUUUUGCCAAGGAUCAGUCGCCAUUGGAUUGGGAGGUCUAAUCUUUAUUAUUACAUAUCAUCACAUAUAUUUUUUUUAUCCUCCUAAAUUUUCCUUCAUAGCCUUGCUUUCUUUUCAUUUUAAGGGAUACUUUUCUUUUUUGUCAUCAUAGUUGCUGUUACAUUGAUUCAUUACCAUUUGUUUAUUUUUUUUAUUAUCUCCCAAGUGGAAUUGUGUAGUAGCUCCUUACCAA